Molecule: messenger RNA, 3496 nt
Organism: Corythoichthys intestinalis (scribbled pipefish)
Lineage: Eukaryota; Metazoa; Chordata; Actinopteri; Syngnathiformes; Syngnathidae
Gene: lpcat2
Product: lysophosphatidylcholine acyltransferase 2
Exons: 15
Coding region: 403-2064 (553 amino acids)
Cellular component (GO): endoplasmic reticulum
Molecular function (GO): calcium ion binding; 1-acylglycerophosphocholine O-acyltransferase activity; lysophosphatidic acid acyltransferase activity
Source: RefSeq, a predicted model, not a curated record
AUGCUGAGGGAAAAUUAAUUACUGACCUGCAUCCCUGAUUUAUUUCAAGACUAUCCCGAGGCCAUUUCCGAAUCUAUAAUAUCAAAUAUUUUCCCCCCAAAAACGGCUGGGGCUGGGGCAGGCCAGGCGGGCAGGCCAUUGCAAUUUGCAAUCCACUUGGAUGCUGCUUACACGAGUCUAAAAUAUUUCCAAAACGGUGGUACAAGGAGGGCGGGGCUUGAAUGGGUCACUUCCGGGAUGGUUUUGUGAGCUCUGUAUUGCUAGCGGGACAGCAGGGGCUUACCCUGUGAAAUAGGCAAAAGAAGAAGAAAAUAGAAGGAGGUUGAGAUAGGGCCUCCGACGAGGAAGUGAAAUGAUAACAUGAAGCUGCUCCUGUAACCUGCGUCGUUUUCGUGGCUCACGAUGCCGUCUCAACGCGUCUUCGCACUGCCGAGGCAGCAAUCUCUGCUGCUGCCUGCAGUCAUCAACCCAUUUGUGCAGGACACCAAACUCUCCAAGGCCACCAUAAUCAAAUGUUUCCUCCAGGGAAUCGUCCUGGUUCCUCUUCGAGCCAUUCUCAUCUCAUUGGUCCUCAUGGUGACCUGGCCUGUGGCUGUCAUUAUCACCUUUAAGCAUCCUUUGAAGGGAGCAGUGGCACCAAUGACAGGAUGGAGAAGACGCAUCAAACUAGCAUGGCGCCAAGAACCACUCGCUCCAAAGUUUGACUACACUUCACCAGGAAAGAGUGUGAAAAUGAAAGGUUACGACGGACUAAUGUGUCAGAGUGUAAUGGCCGCCCUGGGACGAGCAUACUACUUCUGCAUGGGCUUCCGUGUGGUGGUCAAGGGCAAGCAGGUGGGCAGUGGUGAAGCCCCCAUCCUUGCAGUGGCCCCUCACUCCACCUUCUUUGACGGUAUCGUGUGCAUCGUUGCUGGACUGCCCUCCACUGUGUCCCGAGUGGAGAAUUUGGCCACACCCAUAUUUGGCAGGUUUGUACGCUGCCUCCAGCCAGUGUUGGUGUCCAGAAAAGACCCUGACUCUCGGAAGAACACAAUCCAAGAGAUAGUCGGGAGAGCAAAGUCGGGAGGCCGCUGGCCCCAGGUUUUGAUAUUUCCUGAGGGGACCUGUACAAAUCGCUCAUGUCUCAUCACAUUCAAACAAGGUGCCUUUAUUCCAGGUGUACCUGUGCAGCCUGUGAUUUUGAGAUACCCCAAUAAAAUAGAUACAGUCACAUGGACCUGGCAAGGUUUCAGCUCGAGGACCCUCCUACUUCUAACCUUGUGUCAGCUCUACACCACAGUGGAAAUUGAGUUUCUGCCACCUCACAUUCCCACAGAGGAGGAGAAGAAAAGUCCUGCUUUGCUCGCUAGCAAAGUGAGAGACAUCAUGGCCAAGGCGUUGGGUGUCCCUGUGACGGACCACACCUAUGAAGACUGCCGCCUGAUGAUCUCUGCCGGCGAGUUGACCCUGCCCAUGGAGGCUGGCCUGGUUGAAUUCACCAAAAUCAGCCGCAAACUGAACAUCAAGUGGGACAACGUAAGGAAGGAAUUGGAUGGCUUCGCUGCCAUGGCCAGCUCUUGCAAAGGGGGACGGAUCACCAUCAAGGAGUUUGCUAGCUUCCUCAAGCUCCCCGUCAACCCUGCCCUGGAGGAGCUGUUUGCGCUCUUCGACAGGAAUGGAGAUGGCACCAUAGAUUUCAGAGAGUAUGUCAUUGGAGUGACCAUCUUGUGUCGACCUGCUAACACUGAAGAAGUGCUGCGCAUGGCAUUCCGGCUAUUUGACAUUGAUGAGGAUGAGAAAAUCACACGGGAGGAGUUCACGGCGCUGCUGCGCUCAGCUUUGGGCGUAUCCGAUCUCAACAUGGCCAAACUUUUCAAAGAAAUUGACGCAGACGGCUCGGGUUUCAUCACGUUCAGUGAGUUUCAAGCGUUCGCCAUGACCCAUCCGGAGUACGCCAAGCUCUUCACCACCUAUCUGGAACUACAGCGGUACCAGGCCAUACAGGAGGCAACGCCUGGAGAGCUGCAGCUAAGCGGUUCGGGUGAGAAUCAGGAAGACAGCACCUCGGACAAGAAGGAAGACUAAUUGAAUCCAUGAUCCUCACUCCCUUUGGUCAUGAAAACCAUGUCGCACUGUAGGCCAUGUUGCUUGCCUAUUUUAUGGACAUUUUAAAAAUGCAUUGAUUUUCAGUCUUAGUAGUGCCUUAUGCGGCAGACACACUAAAUCCGCUGGGUUAGGAGCACCUGAAAAAGUUACAGUUUAGUCACAAGUUUUGUGUUUUCUUAUAAUGUUCUUCCUUCCUUAUCGAAUUUUAUUUUUGAGGGCAUUUUGAGGGAAAACGAUGUUAGUAUGCUUUUAGAAAUGGACCAGCUGAAGCCAGUUCAACUUUUCAAUGUGAAAUUUGGUAGACAUGUCUAUCAUGAACAAAUACAACAUGUUUUUUAUUUGAAGUGGCCAUUUUAGUAUCAUCUUGGCUUGAUGAACUCUUCUGACAGUUUUUAUGACAGCACCAGAUGCCAGAUCACAACAAAAAAAUCCGUUAGGCAUAUCUGGCAUGACAAAACUGUUUUUGUGUGACUUUUGAGGUAUCCUUCUCCCUCCAUAUUAUAAUCCAAGUAGAAUGAUUUAGGGAUCAGUGUGGAGAUGAGGGUAAUGAAGCAGGGGUUUAAUACAAUAUACUAAAUUGAACUGUAUCACAACUAACUUAGGUGUUAGUUGCAUUGAUCCACAUAUAACAAGAUAAUUUGGUGUUGGGUGUUUUUAACUUAAUUAUUGUGCUUUGGCUUGCCGUGUGUGCUAUUCCUUGUGUGCUUUCCACCUCAUGUGACUUUCUAGGAGUGUACCACUCCAACCCCUUCUUUUAUUUUUACAUUGAGGCAGAUUCUCAGUGCGCUAGUGUAAUUAGUGUACAGUAUGCUUUAAUAGGAUUCCAAGCAAGCAAGCAGAUGUGUUGUUUGUACUCAGGGACAUGGACCUUUGUAAGACAGUUGGAUAAUUAGCCAGAGCUUUUGCUCUGCGUGUUCUAUAUAUUUACAUCCUCGCUCGGCAUGCUGAGACAGCAUAAGUUGACUCCAGUGCAAAUAAAAUAGGGCAAUUUGUGAGCAAAAAGGCAAACUGUGUAUUCCAGGAGGCGUUCAUAGGAACAACAAGCUGUUUUGUUUUGUUUUUUAUUUUGUCGACGCAUCAAAUUUUGAAAGUACAACAAGAAUACAUGUUUAAUUAACAUGGUUUUACACUGAACAAAUUUUAAGUUCAUAAUGAGGCAGACGUUAUUUUAAGACAAGCCUGUGUGAUAUUAACUGAGUUACCACCUGGGGGCAGCAGUUAGCUGGCAAUGUUUUAAUCCUUCACAUUGGUCCCUCACUCCAUAGCAUGUUAUGCACUCUGAAAGACAAUACUUCCUUUAACUUUUUUAUAUUAUUGUUGCUCCAAAUGUUUACACAGUGAAAACAAGCAAAUGUGUUAUUGUGACAUGUCAAUUGUGAAUAAAAAUAAAACUGCCAACUGUGAAUCACGA